This is a messenger RNA of Chrysoperla carnea, 1168 nucleotides long. RefSeq lists its product as uncharacterized. The record is from RefSeq and is a predicted model, not a curated record. Bases 110 to 1168 code for a protein of 352 amino acids. The transcript has 5 exons. NCBI's taxonomy places the organism in Eukaryota, Metazoa, Arthropoda, Insecta, Neuroptera, Chrysopidae.
UCGAACGUCAGUCGCAUCCGAAUAGUUCAUUUCAUUGUGUCUUUAGUGUUCUUCGAUCUAUCGUAGUUAUUGUGGAUUAUCGUAAGGAGUUAUAAAUUAAUUAAUAAAAAUGUCAGACGUUGCCAAACAGUUUGCUGUGGUAGAGUUUGAUGAAGUGGUAAAUGGCAAAAAGGUGGUAGAGUUAAUACCAAUUUCGUGGUUAAAUGAUGAUGAAAUGUUUUGUUUUUGGCCGCCAAAAGACAUUGAGCAUACACUUCAAAAAUUGGUCAAACUAAAAUAUGCACCAGGUUCCGACUGGGAUUCAUAUCCUAUUAAAGUCAUCUCUAAAGCAAAGGAUCAUGAACAAGGACUCCGGAGACUUGAAAAAUCAUUUAGAAAACGCGUAGUUGAGAGUUCUGAAAGUGAGGUGCCAACGGGAGAUGAAAACCAACUUACAACAAUGAAUUCAUCAAGUGUAGCUGACAUAUUAGAUAAGUCACAACAGCCGCUAACAGAUGAUGAUUUCUUGAUAAUUGAUGAUCAGGUGAUUAAUAGCAACAAUACCAAGAAAAUCAAUGACAAACAAAAGGUGAUACCGGAAUUGUCGCGAGUUCAAAUAACUGACGUAGUGGAUUAUCAAUCACUAGGAUUGUACUUAGAAAGCGUAAUGAAACGUGAAUUUUCAAGUAUGAGGCAAAGUAUAAAUGCGAACAUCACUGAUAAAAUCCAACAAGUGUUGAAAGUAGUCCAAUACUCUGCCGAUCCACCAGGAAAAGAACAGGCAUGGAAAAAUAUCGGCGAAGAAUUGCCUUUUCAAGACGAUGACCAAUUUAUGAAGUUUGAUGAAUCGAUCAAAAAUAAUGAACUAAAAACGACUGCUCUGAUUGAUAUUUUUAAAAUGGUUACGGCCGGAUCCAUCGAUUGCGACAACGAUGUUCAAUCAAUAAUGAAAAAAUUAAUAAAAAAAGAUGUCCAAUUAUUGUACAGUGGUUGUGGAAAAAAAAUUAAAGGCAUUGGAAAAAAAAGUUUUAAAGAAACUCAGACAUUUAAGGAAAUGGAGAAAUUUUUGAAGGCUAAGUACUACGAUAGUAAGGAUAAAUUAUCAAUACUAUCCCUAGUAAGUCGCUUUUUGUCGGGAGCAAAAGAUAGAGAUGGCGGACGAGCUAACCGUGAAGCUAAGCUAAUGUAG